Molecule: messenger RNA, 5477 nt
Organism: Macrobrachium nipponense
Lineage: Eukaryota; Metazoa; Arthropoda; Malacostraca; Decapoda; Palaemonidae
Product: calcium uniporter protein, mitochondrial-like
Exons: 7
Coding region: 647-1786 (379 amino acids)
Biological process (GO): mitochondrial calcium ion homeostasis; calcium import into the mitochondrion
Cellular component (GO): mitochondrial inner membrane; uniplex complex
Molecular function (GO): uniporter activity; calcium channel activity
Source: RefSeq, a predicted model, not a curated record
CUUCCUCUUAGCCCACACUACUACUAUUACUAUCGCUGAUUUAUUACUUUAUCUCGCACUUCAUUAGUAUCGUUGAACUACCCAUUCAUUCCCUUCCCGAAAUCCCUGGGCCUGUAUGCCUACCCCCAAAAUCCUGUAUAAUACUUGCUCAUUGGAUAGCAUUUCAGUAUGGCCUGUUAAACGUUCCGCGCUGUGGCUAUGCUUGAACAUUUCCUGCAGAGUGUCGAGUUGCGGAAGAAACGCGAUUUGUCUGCCAUUAUCUGUAGCUUGGUGUAUUGAUGGAAAAAGUUUGCAGUAGAAAAUUGUGAAAUAACGAAAAUAAUUUUGAUUACUAAGGUUUCAAGUAUUGUCCACUGUUAACGUUUUUGUAAGGUUCUGAGAGUAAUUAUUUGAAAUAUUAUCAGUCGCAAGUUUCGAAGAAAAUUACUGAUAGCUGCAGUGUUUUUGGUUCUUAUUUUCGAAAUUUUAGAAAUAUCAUUUGUGACAUUGUAGGCGAAACAGGUGUGGCUGUUUGAAAACCCCAUCCGCAUCAUUUGUGUGUGACAGACUUGGAAGGAAGGUCAGGUGGGGUCAGAAGGACCUCGGCAAGUGGUAGUAGAUUAUACGGAAAGUCUGUUGAAGAGAAAACCAAGGAAAGAAAGGAAACAUGGAGUGCGGGGCAGUACUUCGUCUGCUUGGGAGGGCCCGUCAAAUCAAGGGCGGGCCCUUUUGUACCCUUGCGCUCGCCCCCACCGCUGUCAUCUCAAGGAUGCCCAACGUUUUAACUCAGGUGUGCCCCGUUCCACCUGUUGCCGCCCUGCAGUGUGCCUCAUCCUCCUCCUCCUCCAUGAGGAGACGAUGGUGCUCCACCACCUCCAAAUCAUCCUCUGCCCCACAACAAGGUGUAACAGUACAGGUGUGUAACGGGCUCCCACAGCUGACAGUGCCCCUCCCAUCUCGUCGAGAUCUAUGUCGCUUCACCCUCCGGCCUGUCACUCACACCGUACAAGAUUUCAUCAAUCAGCUCACUCACGAAGAUCAUGGCAUUGACAGGGUACUCCUCAGAACCGCAGAUGGUGUUCGAAUUUCUUCGUCCGAUAGCAUCGAAUCCUUACUUAUGAACGACUUCGACCUCGAGAUCAACGAUAUGACAUAUCGAGUUGUUGUUCCUCCUGGGCAGAAACUGACCCUGGAAGAGCUUAGUGACAUGGGAGAUGUUCGACAUCUGGUGAACAAGUUGUACAUGGCCCUUAAUGUAGAUCAGCAUCAGGUUAUGAAGGAACGUGAAAUCCUCGCACAAAUAGAGGAAAUAAAAACACAACUUGCACCUUUGGAAAAGAAACGUGAAAACCUAGUAAGUGCCGCUGAGAGACGCACCACCAUUUUAGCCUGGGCUGGUCUUGGCUACAUGGCACUUCAGUUUGGGUUCCUUGCCAGAUUAACCUGGUGGGAGUACUCCUGGGAUAUCAUGGAACCUGUGACUUACUUUGUUACUUAUGGUACAGCCAUUGGAGCAUAUGCAUAUUACGUAUUAACAAAGCAGGACUUUGUUUUACCAGAAGUGCGUGAUCGUCAGUUCUUAAUUAGUUUCCAUAAGAGGGCUAAAAAGAUAGGAAUGGAUGUAGAAAAAUAUAAUCGGCUAAAGGACAGAAUCGCCCAAUUAGAAAAUGAUCUUGAUAGGCUACGAGAUCCUCUGGCUCUCAAUUUACCUCACAGUGCCCUCAAGGAUGCAGAAACAGCAGAAGCCCCAUUAGCCAAGGCACAAAAACACAUCAAAAACUUGUUGGGACUGAAAAAUGAAAAAUAGCUCUGAUAUUUUAAUUAAUUAGAAUGAUACCGAAAUGCAGGAAUUUUGUAAUUUAGAUUUUUUUAGCAUAAGAUGGACAAGUUGAUAGUUGUCCCAAUACACAAAGUUGCUCAGCCAAGCCUUAGCAACAUUUUAAUAAAAUCAUGUCAGUGAUGGGAGUCUUAACUGCCAGUUUCAUUAUUUUAUAUGUAACAAUGAAAUAUAAAAAAAAUUGUUAUUAGAGGUUGGGUAUUCUUGAGAUUUGAAUGAAAAUGAGAGACAUUGUAUACAGUAGUACCCAAAGCCUUUUGGUAAAUAUAGAAAUGCAAUAUUCAGUCAUGGUUCUGGGAAUGCCAGCCAUUUUUGAACUUGUAUCAUACUGCAGACUGUAAAGCAAUGCGAACUAAAAGGCUCCAAAUAAUACGAAACUUCCUCUUUAAAAUGAAUAAGCUCUUGAACUUUUCCUCGAUGCAGUACAAGCUUUUCAAAUUGAUUAUAUUAGAAUGAUUUUAUAAUGUAUCAUGAUCUAUUAUGACUAGAAAACACUUCAUCCCUCUUUUACUAGCUCUUUAGAAAAGGCUUUUGCAUCUUCCAUUUACAAUAUUUGAAAAUGUACUGUAAACAAAUUGAAACUUUUUUUACUUGAAAUUAUGUACUAUAUGUUGAGUAGUACAGUAGUAUUCAGUUUUAAAAUUAAUUUGUAUAUUUUUUCUGCAGAUUGGCAGCGUGGAGUCAAAUAAUGAUAGUUAAUUAGGAAUCUCAGGUCCUUCAGGAUGAUAUUCUAUUUAGUUCUGGAAGACAAAUGAAUUCAAACAUUGUUUUGAUAUAUUGCAGUUACAAAAACAAUUUUUUUUUAGACAACAUCAUAUUUCAUAGAUCGAGCAGUUUACUAGAACGUAACAUAUAUCAAGUAAAACUGAUAUCAAUUUUAAAACAAAGUAAAUUAAGAUUUAUCUAGCAAAAGUAGACAAAUUUCUUGAGUACUUUAAGGGAAUAAAUGGCUUGUGAAUAGUUGGUGAAAAAUACAGUACAUUAUAUGCAAGUCAGAAUAUCAUAUUAUAUUGAUAUAUUAAUAGUAAGACGCAGACUAAAAAAGUUGUGAAAGCCUUAACUUCCUUUUCGUCUGGCUUCCUUAUGAAAUCAAAGAAGCGUAUCAAAAAGCACAAAUGUACUUAUUGUACGACAAUUGUUUUAUAUGUAAUGUGUACAUCAGUAUAUAUAUGAGUGGAUUGUUUCUAUAAACAUUUAAGAAAUAGCAAGUGAUUGUAUUAAUGGUAAGUCAUUAUUAAUUGUUUAAACUGUUAAUGAAUUAAUGCAGUGGCUUUUAAGAGUAAAAUUUGUUGAUUAAUGCAGUAUUAGAAGUUUGUAAUAUAAUAUAUUUUAUCAUUUGAUGCAGUAUAUAUGGUCAUAUUUUCUUUGUAUUAAAUGCAAGCAACAGUUUUUAUUUGAUCUACAACUAUAUUUGGCAAUUUUGUUUAGUAAAUUAGUAGUCCAGUAGUCUUGCAAAAUUUCGUAGAUAAUAGCUUAUAUAUCACAAAGCACUGUUAUAGGAUUUGAGUAAGCUGCUUAACUGUGUCUUCCGACAAUGAAGGACUUGUUGACAACUAAGGAAAAUUGGUAAACCUGUACAGUAUUUGCAUGUCUACAAUGUGGAAGAGUUUGUCAACAGUUGCAGCUGUGGGAUAUAUCUACUACAUUAUCCUAAUCCCUUCAGUGGAAAAAGACACUUUUACUUUUUUAAGUACUAAUGGUCUUAUGAUUAAAUUAAUUGCUUGGUAUUAGUAUAUACAUAUUUUGCAACACUAUAUUACAAUGAAAAUAUGCAGUUUUCCUUAGGUUAUAGAGUAGUUUCUCUCUUUUUUCUGUAUUUUCCUCUUCCUCUUUCUCUACAAAAGCUUUAGCAUUGGAUGGUGUUGUAAACUGUUUAGCUAUCCAUAAAAGCCAUCCUUCCUUAGCUGCCGCCAGGUUUUGGCAAGCAAUUACUGAUGACCUCGUCGUUUAUAGGGUCAGGGGGUGAUAAUGGUUACUAUUAGUUUUGUAUUACUGGUUGUUAAGGCUAGUCUUUCACAAUGUCAUUGGUUGAUGUUUACUAAUAUGUAGCCAGUUUUUAAGCAUUUUUAUAGUGUUAUCCUGAUAGGGAGAAAAGAAAGUUUUUAGCAAUACAUAUUUUAUAUCAAUAUAGUUAUUAUUCAUUGGCUAAGGUGAAACUUUUUAUAUGACAACUAUGUCAUUAGGAUCUUAUAAAACAGUAUUCUCAAUUCAAGUAACUUUAAAACCUUCUUGUCUUCUAUUUGAGAACUAUCUUAAUAUCAAUCUUAAUCCUAUUUAAUCUUUCUUCUUAGGUCUAAUUUUCCUAUGUAUUCUAAUUAAGCUAUGAUAUAAGUAUACACAGAAAACUUGAAUUAACUUUUACUUUAAAAUUUUUUAUAGAAGGGAAGGUUUAGCAAGAAAAAUACGAAGAAGACGUGUAAAAUGUGUUGCAUAUCUAAGAACCAGUCAAGUACAGAGAAAUUAAAUUUUACCAUGUAGUAUUUACUUAAGCAGAAAUGUUUAUUAAGGAAUGAUUCAAGAAUUUUAUAUUCUUCAAGGUAAACACAUUUCAUGAAUGACAUUCUUUAGUGGUAGGUUUAAAAUGAUCAAUUUUAAAUUUGAAGUCAUCAAUGGUUAUUAUCUUUCUUGGAGGCUAUACUGUUUUCUUUGGAAUAAAAGGUGAUAAACUUUAUUUUUAUGCCUAUAAGAUGUAAUGUUCAGAAUACUGUUACAUGAACUACACUGUGAAUGAUGUUAUAUCUGCAUAGUGGUAAAAUUCCAUAAAUUGUAAUGUUUUUAAAUACAUUACUUAUUUCACUUAGACAUAAUCGUGUUGAAGAAAGAAUAUUAGUGUAUAUUUUAUAUUGUUGUUUAGUUUUCCACAUACCGUUCAUAAUUUCCUGUGCUUAAUUUCUGCCACUUAAAUGGUCUUAUACGUAACGUGGUAAAAAAAUUCCUGCAUGUUGAAUUUCUUCAGAAAAGUACCUCCCUUGACAUUGCAUUGCUGAUAUCUUGAUUUUAUACUUUACAGGUAUAUACUAUUUUACCACCACAUAUAUAUUUGGAGGGAAAGUUUUAUCAAUCAUGAACUAACAUAUCCAGUAAAUAAUGAACUGUAGGCCAGCAAAUAUUGAUAAUUAGAUGACUAAAAUUUAGAUAUCAAACUGGUGCUAUUCCAAUGUAAGCUGACCUCGAGUUCAUCAGUUAUUAUAGUACCAUCAUUGGCCAAAUUCAGACUUCUGUCAUCCAGUUUACUGUAAUUAUAUUAAAUUGCAAUUAAUAAUGGCAAAUUAGCAUUAUCCCAGUCUUUGUGUUCUUUUAUUGUUUCUAUGAACCCUUUGAAUACUGAAUAAAAAUGAACUAGUACAUUAAAUCAUAUUAUUUGUAUAUCUAUUUUUGAUUUCAUAUAUUUCUUUAUUUUGUCACUAUUUAUAACAGAUUUUUUUCCUUUGCUUCCAUUAAGAAAAUUGAGCCUAUUGGUCAUUAGUGAUAUACAUAUAUCAUACAGAUAUUAAAACCACUGUCGAUUUCAAAGGCUAACAGGAAUUAGUGUAACUUUGCACAUAUACACAGUUGUAACACCCCAUCCUCUCACUAUCAUUUUCUUUAUUUUUCAUUAUGAUGCUGAAUUGACUUCUUGGUCCCAGAGCCAGAGGGCUGGCCUCAAUGCCCCCCCCCCCCC